AUGUCUGCUACCAACGUGGAGAAAGGCCCCGACGCCAACCCCGUUAAUGACGCUGCAAACGCUCUGGGCAACCUCUCAAUCAACAAGCCUGCCGAUGACAAGGCCGCUGCCAACGAGGCCGCCUCGGCCAGUGCCGCUGAAGGUCGCCGUCUGUACAUUGGCAACCUGGCAUAUGCGACAACUGAGGGAGAGUUGAAGGAUUUCUUUAAGAGCUACCUUGUCGAGUCUGUCUCGAUCCCCAAGAACCCCCGCACUGACCGCCCUGUCGGCUACGCCUUUGUCGACCUCUCUACCCCCAACGAGGCUGACCGUGCCAUUGCUGAGCUCUCUGGCAAGGAGAUUCUUGAGCGAAAGGUUUCUGUUCAGCUCGCUCGCAAGCCCGAGCCUGCUGGUGAGAAGCCCGAGGGCGCCAACGGAGAGGGUUCUGGCGCUGAGGGAACCCGCCGCCGAGCUUCUGGCCGUGGUCGUGGCCGUGGCCGUGGUCGCGGUGGACGUGGUGGCCGCGGUGGCCGCAAUGCCACUGGCGAGAACGACGAGAAGAAGGAGGAUGCCUCUGCUGACGCUUCUGGCGAGGCUGAGCCCCUGAAAGAUAUUACCAACACAGCCUCGGACGACAAGGGCGACAAGAACGACAAGAAGAACCAGAACCGCCCUCAGCGGGAGCGCCGCGAGCGUGGCCCCCCUGCUGACGGUAUUCCUUCCAAGACCAAGGUCAUGGUCGCCAACCUGCCAUAUGACCUGACCGAGGAGAAGCUCCUUGAACUCUUCAAAGACUACGAGCCUUCGUCAGCCAAGAUUGCUCUCCGCCCUAUCCCCCGCUUCAUGAUCAAGAAGCUCCAGGCUCGUGGCGAGGCUCGCAAGGGACGUGGCUUCGGCUUCGUUACCCUGGCUUCCGAGGAGCUCCAGCAGAAGGCUGUCACUGAGAUGAACGGAAAGGAGAUUGAAGGACGUGAGAUCGCCGUCAAGGUCGCCAUCGAUAGCCCCGACAAGACCGACGAGGAGGCCAAUGCCCCCGCAGCCGCCAACGGCACCGAGGAGGUCGCCGCCGAGGCCCCGGCUGCUACUGCUUAA
Messenger RNA from Trichoderma breve, 1071 nucleotides. RefSeq names its product RNA recognition motif domain-containing protein. The transcript has 4 exons. The coding region runs from base 1 to 1071 and encodes 356 amino acids. The record is from RefSeq and is a predicted model, not a curated record. Gene Ontology annotation, cellular component: ribonucleoprotein complex; nucleus; cytoplasm. Lineage: Eukaryota; Fungi; Ascomycota; Sordariomycetes; Hypocreales; Hypocreaceae. Gene Ontology annotation, molecular function: mRNA binding.